AUGGACACAUCUUCCAUUUGGAACAUACAACCGGCACUACAAUCACCUUCAUCCAAUGCUUCAACUAUGCACGAGGUGAAACCUGAGCCAUAUUUAUCGCCGAAUUAUUAUGGUGGAUCAUACAGAAAUUCUUAUCAGACGUCACCGUCACCACAGCCAACAUCGCCAAUGAUGAAUCGAAAUAUGAACACACCAUCACCGGGUCUGAUGAGAAACUCCAGUGCCGAGAGUCAAUCGCAAAUGUCAAAUAUGUACAAUCAAAGUCAAAUUAAUCAAGAACAAUAUCAAAAUUUAACAAACAACUUUAAUAUGUCGACAAGUAUCACCUGCAAUCAGUCUCCAGCUGUUGCUGUAAAUAAUGAAUACAAUAACACGAAUACAUUCUAUGAAGGUGGUCAUAGCAAUAAUAAUAACAGCAACUUUAAUAUGAUAAGUCCCCAACAACAAACACAAUUCACAGCAUCCAAUGUUUUCGUCAAUCGCACCAGUGGAGGAAGCUUCACGCCCAUCUACACCAAUGACAACCACAGUAGCAACAACAAUAACAAUAACAACGCACAAUUUCCAUCAAUGAAUACUGCGAACAACAUACAAGUCCAAGCUGUUUUCGAAACGGCCAACAAUAUGAUUUUUAAUCAAUUUCAAGAUUCAAAUAUAACGGCCGAUUCAUCGCUUUUUAAUCUCUCGCAAUUGGAUGAUCUGGUACCACUUCAGAAUUCCGACGAGUUAAGGAUGUCCAAUCUUUCAAUAUCAACUUAA
Messenger RNA from Calliphora vicina (urban bluebottle blowfly), 759 nucleotides. Its product is annotated as probable ATP-dependent RNA helicase ddx42. Bases 1 to 759 code for a protein of 252 amino acids. The transcript has 2 exons. The record is from RefSeq and is a predicted model, not a curated record. Lineage: Eukaryota; Metazoa; Arthropoda; Insecta; Diptera; Calliphoridae.